Penicillium salamii is the source of this 1425-nucleotide messenger RNA. The record is from the annotation of a GenBank genome assembly. Lineage: Eukaryota; Fungi; Ascomycota; Eurotiomycetes; Eurotiales; Aspergillaceae.
AUGCCACCUCCCGUCGGCAGAUAUGGACCAUCUGGUCUAGGUGCCCCCUACAACAUACAACAAUCUCACAUUCAAUCCCAUCCUCACGCACAGUCUGCAAACACACUCCCGCCCCCUUCGCUUGGUCAUCCCGGCUUCGCGGGCAACCCAAAUACCAACAUCAACCCUUUCACACUCUCCGGCGCGGGGAUUGCAAAUGGUAUGUCAGUAGCUGGCUUCCCAGGAGCCGGUGCUGAUGGUGGUGGCACUGGUCUGGCCAGUCAUGCGGCUCAGAUGGGUUUCGCGCGCGGUGCGCAAAUGCAACAGGCACAACUACACCAAGGUCAUGACGGUCGCUUAGCACUCGAAGCUAAAGGAGGUACCGUGAAGUCGAGGAUCAGAGAUGUCUGGAAACACAACUUGGCCCAUGAGAUGGCCGUAUUGCGUCAGUUGGUCGACAAGUACCCAUACAUCAGCAUGGAUACCGAGUUCCCUGGAAUUGUCGCACGACCGAUCGGAUCAUUCUCCAACAAAGCAGAUUACCACUACCAAACCUUACGGUGUAAUGUGGAUCUACUCAAGAUGAUCCAACUAGGAAUUACUCUGUUCAACGACGAAGGAGAGGUUCCCCCAGCCUCAGGUGGAGAUGGAAAUGGGCAAGCAUACGGCGUGCCCGCUCCUUGUACAUGGCAAUUCAACUUCCGAUUUUCGCUGGAGGGUGACAUGUACGCCCAAGAGUCAACGGCCAUGCUGGCCAAAUCCGGAAUCGAUUUCGCCAACCAUGAAAAGAACGGAAUUGAUCCCUUUGAGUUCGGUGCUCUCUUGAUCAGCUCUGGGUUGGUGUUGCUCGACGACGUCCACUGGGUUUCGUUCCACUCUGGAUACGACUUUGGUUAUCUGAUGAAGAUCAUGCUUUGCUCUCAACUUCCCGAGAACGAAGAAGAGUUCCAUAAGCUUCUCACAAUCUUCUUCCCCUCACUCUACGAUAUCAAAUAUCUCAUGAAGCACGCGGGCCGCAACCAAGCCGUCAACGGAUCACCCCUCACCCCUGCAGCAGCACAGAUCCUGACCAAUUUGGGACAAAAGUCCGGCUUGCAAGAUAUUGCCGAUGAACUUGGCGUCAAGCGUCUUGGAAUCGCCCACCAGGCUGGCUCGGACUCCCUCGUCACCGGUGAGAUCUACUGGAAGACCCGACAACUCAUCUUCGGCGGCGUCAUCGAUGACAGCAAAUACUCCGGUCAAAUCUGGGGUCUCAACGGACAAAUGCCUGCAAUGGCCUACAACAUGGCCCAACAAACGCCAAACCUCAACGGUGCCACCAUCUACCCCGGCACCCCAAGCACUCCCAACACUGGGUCCCACGGAGCUGGCGCUCACACUCCUCAGCACCACGGAUCAGGCUACCAAGCCGUGACCCCGGGGGCCUAUCAAAUGGGCCGCGCAUAG